Papaver somniferum (opium poppy) is the source of this 785-nucleotide messenger RNA. Its product is annotated as S-norcoclaurine synthase 2-like. Gene Ontology annotation, molecular function: protein phosphatase inhibitor activity; signaling receptor activity; abscisic acid binding. NCBI's taxonomy places the organism in Eukaryota, Viridiplantae, Streptophyta, Magnoliopsida, Ranunculales, Papaveraceae. Gene Ontology annotation, cellular component: cytoplasm; nucleus. Gene Ontology annotation, biological process: abscisic acid-activated signaling pathway. The record is from RefSeq and is a predicted model, not a curated record. The transcript is spliced from 2 exons. The coding region runs from base 109 to 591 and encodes 160 amino acids.
UUGAGUUGGGCAUGAAUUCUCGAACAACUUACAACUAUACUGCUAGAUUUGAUCGGAUUCUUCUUAAUAUCAAAUUAAAUUUCAGUUUCAUAGUUAGAGGAGAAAGAAAUGCGUGGGCACGUAACAAACGAGAUGGAUGUCGUAGGAGCAUCCGCAGACGAAAUUUGGGCAGUCUAUGGUUCAAAAGAUCUUCCGAGGCUCAUAAUCACUCUCCAACCUGGUGUUUUCGAGAAAAUCGACAUAGUCGAAGGUGGUGGAGGAGCUGGUACUGUCCUACAUAUCGUAAUGGCUGAAGUAGGAAUAUCCGGACCACAUGAAUGGAACGAGAAGUUUAUCACACUUGAUAACCAUACAAGGGUGAAGCAGAUCGAACAAAUUAAAGGGGGUUAUCUUGAUAUGGGGUUUUCCUUGCACCAGGUUACCUAUGAAAUCAUCGAAAAGGAUGAAAAUUCUUGCAUCAUUAGGUCGACGGUUAAAAUUGAACUUGAUGACGAAUUCGACUCUAAUGCUUCUUCUAUUACUGUUGAUUCCAUGUGGGGUAUGGCAAUAUCAAUCGUCAAAUACGUACUUGACAGCAAAGCUGAGAAGUAAAAAAGUUGAUACUUCGAGUGACGGCCAUGUUCUCGGUUUGUACUUUAGGAUCUUGGUCUUAGGCAUAGCUAGCCACUCGACGAGAAGUUCACUCGGAUAAAGGAUUUUUCAUCCUUUACUUAGGUUUAAAUCCCGUUUAAUAAAGAUUAUUUUUAUUUUCCUUCCGAUAAAAAAUCAAAACCAAUAAAAAAAAA